Messenger RNA from Staurois parvus, 357 nucleotides. Lineage: Eukaryota; Metazoa; Chordata; Amphibia; Anura; Ranidae. The record is from the annotation of a GenBank genome assembly.
ACCCCACUGACAACACUGAACCUCACUGACAACACUGAAAUCCAAGUAUACCACGUCCCCCGCCACUCCACUGUUCAAGUAUACCAAAUCCACAUCUCUGUCCAAGUAUACCACGUCCACCACCACCCCUCUCUCCAAGUAUACCACAUCCACCGCCACCCCUCUGUCCGUAUACCAUGUCCACCACCACCCUUCUGUCCAAGUAUACCACAUCCACCACCACCCCUCUGUCCAAGUAUACCACAUCCACCCCCACCCCUGUGUCCAAGUAUACCCUGUCCACCCCCACCCCUGUGUCCAAGUAUACCAUGUCCACCACCACCCCUCUGUCCAAGUAUACCAUGUCCACCACCACCC